Molecule: messenger RNA, 644 nt
Organism: Paraphaeosphaeria sporulosa
Lineage: Eukaryota; Fungi; Ascomycota; Dothideomycetes; Pleosporales; Didymosphaeriaceae
Exons: 2
Coding region: 97-414 (105 amino acids)
Source: RefSeq, a predicted model, not a curated record
CCAAUUGCCCGCCGAAACCCCCAGGCCGGCGCCCUCCACGCUCCCACCGGCAAUCGAACUUUCUCCCCGCGCCGAACCGGCAGCCGCGCCCCCGCAAUGCCGACCCCCGAGUCCGCCGCGUUCCUCGCGAAGAAGCCCAGCGUCGCGCCCACGUUCGCGGGCGUCGACUACGACGAUAACCAGGCCCUCAAGGCGGCACAGGAUGCGAUUAUCCGCGAGCAGUGGGUCAGGAGCAUGAUGGCGAGGUUGGUGAGGGAGGAGAUGGGCAAGUGCUAUCGUCGCGAGGGCGUUAAUCAUUUGGAGAAGUGUGGCCAUCUGAGAGAGCGGUACUUUGAACUUCUGAAAGACGCCAAAGUCAAGGGAUACCUAUUUGCGCAAACGCACACUUUCGAGAACACCUUCGAGAAGAAAUAGAGGGCGACCGAGACAGUGGUGUGGAGGUUAUUCGCUGUGCGCAAGAGCAACACGCAGUAUGGGCUACGGCAGCUUCGAGGAGCAUGUACGGAUCGAGAGUAGGCGUUCAGUUGCGCGGUCGGAAGGCAGCGGCAGCAGUGGUGAGCUGUAAACGUGUACAUAUGCCUGCCAUUGAGCAGGCCAGCUCGAGUAGCCAGCCCUGUUACAAGGAUCAUCUUUUGCAAUGCGGC